AGCACACUGUACCAAUUGUAAAGUAUGACAACUAAAUCUGGAAAUGACGUCAUCAUCGCACAGGAAGUGUUUGUCCGUCGUCGACUUGGGCUGCCCAGUGGGAUCUCUUUCAUAGUGGGCACGAUCAUUGGAUCUGGGAUCUUUAUAUCCCCCAAGGGUGUGUUACUGGGGACGGGCUCCGUGGGACUGUGUCUAACAGCCUGGGCUGUAUCCGCUGUGUUAUCAUUCUGUGGGGCGUUAGUAAUGGCGGAGCUUGGCCUCCUUCUCCCGCAAUCUGGCGGUCCAUACAUCUAUUUAAACAGAGCUUUUGGAAGCUUCCCGGCCUUUCUUUUUGUAUGGGUGAGCUCAGUGGUCAUUCAUCCUGCCUCCUUACUGGUAAAAAGCCUGACCGUGGCCGAAUACAUAUCACAGAUAGCCAUGGACGACUGCCAAAGAACCCAAGGGUGGACUAAAAUAAUGGCAGCCAUCAUCAUUGUUAGUGUGUCCACUGUAAAUGUUGCGAGUGUGGAACUAGCGGCGCGGACUCAGGUGCUGUUCUCCGUCAUUAAAGUAGGCGGAUUACUGGUGAUUAUCGGCGGAGGAUUAUACCAACUAGUAAUAGGAAAUUUAGGCAUACUUGACUCAGGUUUUGAGGGAUCCACAACAGAACUAAGCGGAUUUGCUGUGGCACUAUACAGCGGUUUGUGGGCGUACGGUGGAUGGGGAAAUCUUAAUUAUGCUGUAGAAGAAUUGAAAAAACCAAAUAGGAACCUGCCACUAUCAAUAGGUCUGUCCAUGCUGAUUGUUGUUUUUGUUUACAUGCUUGUCAAUGUCUCUUACUUUACACUGCUCUCCAAAGACGAGUUUCUGUCUUCCUGGGCUGUGGGCGUGACUUGGGCAGAGAAAAUGUUCGGGAAAGAGGGUGCAAUUUUUGUUCCCAUUAUUGUCGCUUGUUCGGUGUUUGGGUCUGCAAAUGGAGGUGCUUUUGUGGGUUCAAGGGUUAUUUUUGCUGCAGCCAGGGACCAGAAUUUCCCGGAAGUGUUUUGCUACCUUAACGUUCAUUCUCUGAUCCCGAUUCCCUCAGUUAUCUUCAUGACACUGAUGGCGCUGUUAUACCUUGUGUUACCUGGUAACGUCGGGUCUAUGAUUAACCUGACUGGAUUCAUAGCCUGGGGCACCUGGGGGCUGGUCAUGGCGGCCCACAUCGUCUUCAAAUUCAAGAGGGACACGAAGGACAUUCCACGGAGCGUCAGGGUUCCUAUUCUGGUCUCUAUGGUUGUGCUACUGUUGUGUGUUUAUCUGGUGGUUGCUCCGUUUUUGGAUGGUCUGAAGAUGGAGUACAUUUUUGCUUUCUCUGUCCUUGCUGUUGGUGUUCUUUUAUACUUUCCCUUUAUCUACCUUCAUCUCUCCAUUCCAGGAAGUGGAAUCUUGUAUGGAUUUAUGCAGCUAUUUUUAGAAGUUUCACCUCCCUCCCACCUGGAGUAAUACAUGUACUGUCUCAUCCAACCCUACUUAACUAACAGAAUGAUACUCAACUCUACAGCAAGGAGAAAACCACUCAGUCACAUUCCAGUAAGCUAUAAACUAACAAAAGUACAGGGUUUAAAAGACUAGCUCAUUACCUCGGUAAAAGUAAGGCAAUUAAGUGCAUUUAAUUAAAGUUAAUACAUGUAGUCUGUAUAAAUGAAAGAAACUAGGAGAUUAUGACAUCAUAGUAUCUGGUUCAUAGUC
Molecule: messenger RNA, 1710 nt
Organism: Saccostrea cuccullata (small rock oyster)
Lineage: Eukaryota; Metazoa; Mollusca; Bivalvia; Ostreida; Ostreidae
Product: b(0,+)-type amino acid transporter 1-like
Exons: 12
Coding region: 25-1464 (479 amino acids)
Biological process (GO): amino acid transmembrane transport
Cellular component (GO): membrane
Molecular function (GO): L-amino acid transmembrane transporter activity
Source: RefSeq, a predicted model, not a curated record